Messenger RNA from Saccharomyces eubayanus, 663 nucleotides. RefSeq names its product Nrg2p (gene NRG2). Gene Ontology annotation, molecular function: RNA polymerase II cis-regulatory region sequence-specific DNA binding; DNA-binding transcription factor activity, RNA polymerase II-specific. Gene Ontology annotation, biological process: regulation of transcription by RNA polymerase II. The transcript has a single exon. Lineage: Eukaryota; Fungi; Ascomycota; Saccharomycetes; Saccharomycetales; Saccharomycetaceae. The record is from RefSeq and is a predicted model, not a curated record. Bases 1 to 663 code for a protein of 220 amino acids. Gene Ontology annotation, cellular component: transcription regulator complex; PcG protein complex.
AUGUCUAUAGGUUACAAGGACAAUUUAAUAUCGACCAUUCUAGCCAAGGAUGGGAAAUGCGACUUUCCAGUCAAUUUUGACUAUUCAUCUUCUCAGAUAACCUUAAUGCCUGAAAUGUUUUCGUUCAAUAACGAACGGAAAUAUCAAACUCUGAUACCCUUAAUGAAAACAUCACAUCUAGUUGAUGAUGAUUUGAAGGAUAAGCUGAACAAGUGCGCUUUGGAUUUUUUUUCUGGAAAACAAUCCAACAGAACAAGUGAUAUAAUUAUGUCGAAACUAACUGCGAGCAAAGAGGCUUCGCCAGAAUCGCCGUUGCAUAAUGUUAACGUAGUGAAAAUGGAAAAUAUCGAUCAUAUCCAGCCAGACGUAUAUAGUUCGGCUAGGAUAAAAAAAUCCACCAAAGCUGUAAUGAAAUUAAAACCCACAAAAGCUCAUUCGACAGGACAGAGAACACGCCAUUUUUGUAAGAUCUGCUCGACUGGGUUUACCACUUCUGGCCACCUUUCAAGACAUAAUAGAAUACAUACAGGCGAGAAAAAUCACAUCUGUCCACACGAGGGCUGCGGGCAAAGGUUUAGCAGGCAUGAUAAUUGUAACCAACAUUACCGUACCCACGCGAAUAAGAAGAAACGAAACUGGAAACGAAGGGAAACCAGCAGUUGA